CUAAGUGGAAGGAAAACAUGUUUUAUGUACUGUACUGUGCAGUUGUGGCUUAUUUUAAAAUUCAUUAUUAGAGUGUGGCACUGAGGCGAUCAGUCUGUCUCCUUACGGAGGUUUUUAAGAUGCCCAGAUUGUUCUGAUAGCCAAUUCUGUCUGGAAAAUUAAACAAUCCCCAUAAGACUUACCAACUUAGAGCUUUAAAAUUCACUCAAGGAACAAAAUUCAAGAAGCUUGGUUUCAAAAUGAAAGGAUAAAUUUACUUUCAUCUAAACAGAAAAGUCUAUAAUCAGUGGUUUAGAUCUUUUGCUCAUUUGCCCAGGCUGUUUGUGCACCUUUUUUCUACCUCACUUUUUCCUUCCACUCAACUUUCCACAAACAUACUUAGAGACAGCACUCUGUGAACAACUAGCCUCAGUGGUACUAGUUCCUCAUUAUUGCCUAGACCGUGACAUAACAUUUCUCUAAUAAAAAUGACGACUGACCCAAUUGAACUGUCGGUUUUCUCUGUAGAUAACAUAUGAGUUUCACUUUUCUCGUUGAACUACAGAAAUAAUGUCACUUUUCAACGACACUCUGGCCUGCCGGGACACACCUGGUUGGUGGUCUUGCCGGUUUCGAGUCAACUGUUAACACACAAUGACAGAAUUUCAGCAAUCGAGCAGCCAUCUUUCCCGGCCCUGCUGCUUCCUGUCUCCGCCGUUCGAACAUACGGCGCAUACAAGAGCAGCGAGGCUUCAUGGCUCCCGCUCAUCAACGUUUGUCUUUCUGUGUACUCAUGUCUCUCCCCGUCCACCCCCCACCUCUCUGUUGCUUUCGUCGUCUUCUGCUAGAGGAAGUGGCCGUGCUCUGCAGGGUGCAGUUGCCUGCAGGAAGAGAGACGGAGGUGGGGGGAGAGAAAGAGAGAGAGCGGAGGGAGAAGGGGGAGGGCGCUCUCCGCCUGAUAACACGCUCAAACCACAGAUGGUUGAGGGAGGUUGCGAGAGACCGAGGGAGGGAAACGAUCGCAAAGAGAGAAGGAUUGAGAAAGCGAGGCUCUUGUGUGGGAGGGAUCAGUCCAAAGCGAUGGAGAGAGGAGGAGAGCGUCUCGUCGUCUCCGCGGAGAUUUCUUCUGCUACUUCGGGAGUGGAUGGGGAUCACUGAGCUCUUUAUUUGCUCCGCAGCCAGAACUUGACCCCAGCUGCCGUUUGCCCUAUUCGCCAGUGUGACGCAGAGCCCAGUCUGAAACAGGAUGUGGUUUUGCAUGCAUGCCUUCAUUAGUCUGCUGGCUUAGCAGGUGCCGUCAGGUGAGCGGGGUUAACUUGACACCAGGCUGUAAGCCGACUCUGAACCGGUGUGGACAUGAAGGAGUCCCGGCCUGCUGCGUGAGAGAGCGUCAGCUGCCGACAGCCAGGUGCUCUGCAGCCCGUUUGCGACAGCAGCACCAGAGCUUUCUGGAACACAGGCUCGUGAGGAGGAAGUGACACGUCUGAGAUCGCUCUUGUAUUUCCUGGUCCCGUUCUCCGGCGGCGCUUCACGGUACCGGAUCCGAGCUGAGCUCAGCUGCUUCCAGCCCAUCGCCGCCACCGUUUGAACUGGAUGUGCCAGCGGAGCAGCUCUGACCUCUCCUGGGUGAGUGAGGGACAGUUGGAUGCUUUCGGACUCUUGACUGCGGCUGACAGUCCCUUCAGCCGCCACGUUCUGAGACGAGCCGACGCUCUCCUCAAGCUGCCCGCCGCUCCGGUGUCCUGGAAGACCUCUCCAUGACCGUCAGCACGGUGCUGACCCCCUCCAUGACCAGCAGUAACAGCAUGAGCAGCGGGUACUGCAGCCUGGACGACGAAAGCGAGGACUUCACUUUCUUCACCGCCAAGACCUCGUUCUUCCGCAAGCCCAAGCAUGCACCGAAGCAAAGUGAAACAAAGGAGGAGAGAGGAGGCGCUGAGGAGCUGUCAGAGGAAGAAGUCCGGGCCAAGAUAGAGUCGUACAAUGCUCAGGUGUCUGAAAAUGGCAUGAAUCUGGCUACAGACGGGUCUUUCACCGGCUUCAUCAAGGUCCACCUGCGGCUCAGUCGGCCGGUCACGGUGGACGGCAAGCGGGGCCGCGCCUCGUCAGAAGACCAGGAUGGAGAGCAGGGCGAGUGUACAGAAAAGCGAACGUCCUUCUACUUACCAUGCGACUGUGUGAAGCAGAUCCACAUCGGCUCUCUGACCACCACCAGUGAGGUGAUACAGGGCCUGCUGAAGAAGUUCAUGGUGCUAGACGACCCUCGCAAGUUCGCAUUGUACAGGCAGACGCACAGAGACGGUCAGGACUUGUUCCAGAAGGUCCCUCUGUCUGAACAUCCUCUUGUCCUGAGGUUGAUAGCAGGACCAGAUCCUGAGCAGCUCACCUUUGUCCUUAAGGAAAACGAGACUGGAGAGGUUGAGUGGCACGCGUUCUCUGUCCCCGAGCUGCAAAACUUCUUGGUCAUCCUGGAGAAAGAGGAGGCGGAGCGCGUGCGAGCUGUGCAGCAAAAGUACACCAUUUACCGACAGAAGCUGCAGCAGGCCCUUCAACAGCACAGCCCUUGACGCCUGACCCCGUCCCCUGAUGUCUCCGACCCGGGGAUGCACGGACCUUUAGGACACCAUGUGAUCUGAGUCCAGAGAGCGGAGCCUGAGCUGAACUUACCUUCGGACUCCUCGUCGAGAAACGUUCCGACACAGACAAGAGACACACUGAUGCAUAUACUUUCUCAGGUCGUACGCAGGCUCCCUUACACAAUCCCACCAUCCACAACAGGAUCCGGACAACAGUUGUUUACCCUGGGCAGGAAGAUCUGGAACUGCAACCUUCUUCUUGAGAUCUCAUUUAUGACUGAUGUGAAUCAGCAAUGUUUUUUAAACUUUUCCCUUCUCUUCUGCUACUACAACAACUACUGCUGCUACUGCUACUGCAAGUGUUACUUAUGCAUGAGUCUCUCAGCUCAUCUGCCCUGCACAUAGGAUUAGGAUUAAAACAGAAGGCAUGAUUACUUUUAGCUGCCUCGAGCUGGAGCUGAAGGACAAUCACACAGUGUGUUUUCUUAGACGUGACGUGUCUGAUGUCAUCUGAUGUAAUUUUUUAUUUUUUAUUUUUUUAUUUCUGGAUUUGCCGAUUUGAUCAGGAAACGUCAUGAAACAGAGUGCUUGAUUUGCUUUCAGUUCACUGAACAGAAAGCAGAAUUAGAUCUAUUCGACCUCUUUUACUGUCCACCCCAGCAGCAUGAUGCUGCCGCCACCAUGUUCUUAGUAGGUGUUUAUAUAUAUUAAUCCAUCCAUCCAUCCUCCAUCUUCUUCCGCUUAUCCAGAGUCGGGUCGUGGGGGUAACAGCUUCAGAAGGGAGCUGCUACCAUACAUAAAAUGAUCUGAAAGUAAGAGAGAUGCUUGUCGUUUUUCUCCUCUUAAUUCACUCGGUCCCAACAUGUCCACUGAUGGACAUAAAAACUAUGUGGUUAGUUUUUUCUUCUUUUUUUUUUGCUGCCUAAAUCCACAACUAAGAACCCUGGAGUGAUGAUGAAAGUCAGCUCUUAUGCCUUUAGUUACAAGCAAACUCUUGUUGUUUGGGGGUUGUCUUUGAAUGAGAGAGGACGUUUUCACCAACUGACUUUUACAAAGAGGAUUUCAAUUGAAUUGGAGGUGGUGGAUUAAAAAAAAUGAAUACGUUAAAAAAAAAUUAAAAAUCAGCUUCUGUUUUGCACGUCUUGAUCCAGGCCACAACUCUGAGGCUGGACAUGCAUUUUAGUUUACUUUCUAACCCCUAAAAAGGAACAAAAAUAUGUAAAACAAAUAAUAAUGGCUAUGAUAUGUUUGGAAUGCAUAUGAAUUGUGUAGACACUGGAAAAAAGAGGGAAAAGAUUUUACGUUGUUGCUAAUUAAAUUUAUUUAUUUUAUUAUUUUUUUUACAUCAUUUCCACUGCUGUGUGUGUGUGCAUGGUCAUCCUGCGUAGAAAGGAUCCAUUAAACAUUCUUAUGUUUGUUAUAAUCCUCAAAUAAGUGAGGCCUGCUGUCCAUGAGCACAUACUUCCCUGUAAAACCCACACCUGUGUGUUCCCACCCUCACCACCCGAGCUGUUCCUGCUGGCAGUGCCUUUUGUCCCAUGUGUUUUCUGCGUUAACGUGGGUUUCAGCACACAUUCAGGUGCCUGAUUGAGUUACAAGUGUGGAUGCUUCUGCUUGUGUGCGAUUUUCUGGAAUGACGUUGGUUUUUAUUUGUAAUUUUUUUCCCUUUAAUCCCCAUUUUCAGAAUGCUCCUUUUUUUCCCUCAGCAAAUCCCAUGUGGGAGUGUGUGUGCAUGUUUGGGUGUGUGCGUGCGUGUGUGCGUUUUAUUUAUUUCAUGGUUCACAACCAUCCAUGUGAAAUUAUGUAAAGGGUGUUGCUUUAUUUUUUUGCAAUUUAUUUAGUUUGACUUGUACAACUGUGCAUAAAUAUGACUAGACCUGUACAGAAAUUCAAAUGAAAUAAAAGGGUAACCUCUUUAUUGAAAUGUG
Molecule: messenger RNA, 4483 nt
Organism: Gambusia affinis (western mosquitofish)
Lineage: Eukaryota; Metazoa; Chordata; Actinopteri; Cyprinodontiformes; Poeciliidae
Gene: rassf5
Product: Ras association domain family member 5
Exons: 5
Coding region: 1737-2546 (269 amino acids)
Biological process (GO): signal transduction
Cellular component (GO): nucleus
Source: RefSeq, a predicted model, not a curated record